Uncinocarpus reesii 1704 is the source of this 618-nucleotide messenger RNA. RefSeq lists its product as uncharacterized. The transcript is spliced from 2 exons. The record is from RefSeq and is a predicted model, not a curated record. Bases 1 to 618 code for a protein of 205 amino acids. NCBI's taxonomy places the organism in Eukaryota, Fungi, Ascomycota, Eurotiomycetes, Onygenales, Onygenaceae.
AUGCCGCCAACUGACUCGGCCCGAUCUGCCUUGACGUCCUUCACCUGUACGCUCUGCAACAAAUCCUAUUCCCGCCACCCAGAAUACGAAGCACACAUCUCCUCCUACGACCACCAGCACAAAAAGCGCCUACGUGACCUGAAGCAAUUAUCUCGCGAUCCUAACGCCGCAGAGAGAGCGCGAAAAGCGGAACGCAAGGCCGACGCGGAGGCGGGGUUGGUCGUUGUCGACACCGCGCAGACAGCAGCGGGAGGGAAAAGCAGUGCGGGUGGUGGAGGGUUUAAAAAGGGCGGCUUCAAAAGCUCCUUCACUGUCGUCUCUGCCGGGAGUGGUGGCGCUACUGGUGCUGGUAAUGCGGCCGCAGCGGGCGGCGGCUUGAUCCGGAAGAAUGUAUUGGGUGACGACGAUGAGGAUGAAGAAAAAAGGGCUGAGAGUGAAAGUGCGGCACGGCCGCAAGCUGGAGCCGGCUCCAAACAGCCCAGUAACGACGUGGAAAGCGACACGGACGAAGAGUACGGCAAAGAUGAUGUGACAGCGGGAGGAGGUUACUACAACCCUCGCCUUCCAACGGGCUGUUAUGCGAAUUGCAAGGGCGCAUCAAGUAUUCCUUUGGGCUAA